Fusarium fujikuroi IMI 58289 is the source of this 1374-nucleotide messenger RNA. Its product is annotated as related to TOS1 Target of SBF. Gene Ontology annotation, cellular component: fungal-type cell wall. The transcript is spliced from 4 exons. The record is from RefSeq and is a predicted model, not a curated record. Lineage: Eukaryota; Fungi; Ascomycota; Sordariomycetes; Hypocreales; Nectriaceae. Bases 1 to 1374 code for a protein of 457 amino acids.
AUGAAGGUCACCAAUCUUUCCAUUCUGGCUUACACGGGCCUCGCCACGGCCCUCACACAGCAAUGCUCUGGCAGCGCCGUCAACGAAGGCGGAAACUGGUUCUGCGGUGUUAUUGAUCAGAUUCUCUAUGAGGGAUUCUCCAGCAGUGGAAGCUUCAAGGCUGUUACAAAUAUGGGAGAUGAUGGAUCUUGUGAUCAGGAGCCCUUCUCUUACGACGGUGCUCUUGGACCUCUGAGCGAGGAUCUGUCUGUACACAUUCGAGGCCCCUUCAAUCUCAAGGAGUUUGCAGUCUACAAUCUCGGGUCCAGCGAGAAGAAGCGUGACUCUGUUCCCUCUCCUCACCUCCACGGCCAUCGUCAUUUCCACGAGCAGCGCAGGAAGAAGCGUGGGGACUGGGUCACUGCCACCAUCGACGGACAAGUCGUAUCCUGGGAGAACACUUAUAACGGAAGCCCUGCUACCCAGGCUGCUCCUGUUGGUAUCCCUGCUGCUCCUACCGACGCUGUAAAGAAGCCCAUGAAGCUAAAGGCUGGCCCCCUGCCUGGAGUGGACAAGAUCAAGAGCAAGGUUGAGAAUGUCAAAAGCAAGGUGGACCAGGUCAAGAGCAAGGCUACCUCAAAGGCAAAAGAGUACACUGCUACUCCUGGCGGACAUUGGAAGCGCACUUCUUACUACAACGCUCAGCGGCGUGUUGCUGAUAACGUUGUCUUCAUGGGUAACUAUGGCGGCGAGGGAUCCGGAGUCUUUGACAACACCUGGGGCAACUCUCUCUCUUACCUCAACGCCAACGGAAACGGUGGCUCCUCUUCUCCCAAGAUCCUGAAGGACGUUUUCAUCCCUUCCAACAAAGAAUUCUCCAUCUUCAGCUCUGAGAAGUGUGACGAGAGCUGCGGUUACUCUCGUGUCCCUGAUGUUGCCUAUAAGGGCUUCUCCGGCUCAAACAAGAUCUUCCUCUUCAACUUCAAGAUGCCCUUCGAUGGCAACACCGGCUUCAACGGCGAUAUGCCCGCCCUCUGGGCUCUCAACGGCCGCAUUCCCCGAACCGGCCAAUACAGCGGAUGCAGCUGCUGGAAGACAGGCUGUGGUGAGGUCGACAUCUACGAGGUCCUCGCUACCGGCGAUGAUAAGUGCAAGAGCACAUUCCACUUGACAAACGGCGCUGGAAGCUCUGAUUACUUCAAGCGUCCUGCCGACCAGUACAUCAAGGUUGCUGUUGUCUUCUGUGAGCGUACGUCGAGCGUCGCUAUCAAGCAGUUGGAUGACGCCUUUGACUUUGGGUCAUCUUUGAGCGAUGAGACUGUGAGGGACUGGAUUAAGACCAUGUCUACCCCUAAGAAGGGAAGCAGUCUAUUCCAGCUGUCUGUUUCCGUGUAA